Molecule: messenger RNA, 2852 nt
Organism: Conger conger (European conger)
Lineage: Eukaryota; Metazoa; Chordata; Actinopteri; Anguilliformes; Congridae
Gene: slc2a11b
Product: solute carrier family 2 member 11b
Exons: 13
Coding region: 73-1593 (506 amino acids)
Biological process (GO): monosaccharide transmembrane transport
Cellular component (GO): membrane
Molecular function (GO): hexose transmembrane transporter activity
Source: RefSeq, a predicted model, not a curated record
AUUGAACAGUAUACUUGCAGUAUUUUACUCUCUGUAACCCGCGUAUGAAUACUGAAUGCAGAAGACCUGGAAAUGGAAACUUCUUUAAGAGCUGACGGAACUGUACAGUUAAAGCGACAGGUCCCCAACAAGUCUCUACUACUGGCUGUUUGUGCAGCAUGCAUUGGAGGCACGUUUCAGUACGGUUAUAAUGUAUCAAUCAUCAAUGCUCCCACCCAGACUGUACAGAAUUUCAUCAACCAAACCUGGAUCUAUCGAUACGAUGUUAAGAUCACGGAUGAACUGCUGACCUUGCUGUGGUCCACAAUAGUGUCUAUCUUCACCAUAGGCGGGCUUGUUGGAUCAUUAGUCGGAGGAACUCUGGCUAUGAAGUUUGGGAGAAAAGGGGCACUGUUGUUAAACAACACCUUCGCUUUGCUGGCAGCACUGCUGAUGGGCAUAAGCCACCCAACUGGCUAUUUUGAACUUCUGGUCAUUGGAAGGUUUUUGUCAGGUGUAAAUGCAGGUGUGGGUCUGUGUGUUCAACCACUUUACCUGGGGGAGAUCGCCCCCAGGGCGCUCCGGGGGGGAAUGUCCAUGGGAACGUCCAUCUUCCUCACCGGAGGACUCCUGACCGGACAGGUGGUUGGACUCCAUGAGCUGCUAGGCAAAGCGGAGCACUGGCCCAUCCUGCUGUCCACCACCUGUGUCCCCGCAGUCCUGCAGCUGCUCAUCCUGCCCUGGUUCCCUGAGAGCCCGCGCUACCUGCUCCUGGACAAGGGCGACGACACCGCCUGCACAAAAGCCCUGAAGCAGCUCCACGGUGGAGACGACUAUCACAGGGAGAUGGAGGACAUGGAGAAGGAGAGGAUCACCUCUCAGGGCAUUCAGGCCAAGAAGCCCUGGGAGCUCCUGGGUGACCGCAGUGUCCGCUGGCAGCUUGUGACUGUGGUCCUCAUCAACGCCGCCCAGCAGCUGAACGGCAUCAAUGCCAUUUACUUCUAUGCCAGCUACAUUUUUAGGCAAGCGGGGAUUCCUGAAGAUAAGAUCCUCUAUGCUACAGUGGGAACUGGAGCUUGUGAGUGUCUUACAGCCCUCACAUGUGGCAUGCUAAUUGAUUCUCUCGGCCGAAGGGUGCUGAUCAUCGGGGGAUAUACACUCAUGGCUGUCUGGUGCAUUUGCAUCACUAUAACCGUCACCUUACAAGACCUAAGUCCAUGGGUUCCAUAUAUUAGCAUGGCCUGUGUACUUGCCUUCAUUCUGAGCUUUGGCUUGGGACCAGGUGGAGUGACCAACAUUCUUACCAUAGAGCUGUUCACACAAACCGCGCGGCCAGCGGCCUACGUAAUCGGAGGAUCCGUCAACUGGCUGAGCUUCUUCUUCAUAGGCAUGGUGUUUCCAUUCAUUGUGAAUGGGCUACAGCAAUACUGCUUCCUGGUGUUUCUGGUCAUCUGUGUCCUAGUGGUCAUAUACAUAUUCUGCAUCGUCCCAGAGACAAAGAACAAAACCUUCCUGGAAAUCCAAGAGGAGUUCCUGUCCAGGGACAGGAGCAGAACACAGAAAUCAGAGGGCAGCAAUGGCCUUGGACAGAACUCGCUGUCAACACACAUCUGAACGGCUUGCUUAAGUCUCUUCCUUUAUGUUCACUUUAUUUGGCACAUGCCAUCUUACCGCACAGAACAAGGUUGUAGCUGCAUCAUCAUAGCAGGCAGGCGUGUUGCCAAGGAUUCUGAGGCCCAUGAACAGGUCUCCCAUUGGGCCCCUGCCACCACUGGCCACCCCAUCCCUGCACAAUCAAAGCACAAUAUUUUGAGGGCCCCUGUCAGUCAGUAUAAAUAUAAGUCAAUAAUCCUAACCCCCAACCCCCUCCCAUAUAACACCCCUGAUAAUGAGAAUCUAGAACAAGAAAACUGAAAAUCUCUUCAAGGAGCACCUCACACACAGAUUUAGCCACUGCACCUGGCAUAGUCCAUCCUAACCGAUACCCUUGUCUGAUCACUUGGCUCACUAUGCACCUAUACUUGGAUGUGUUACUGUAUGAUGCACACAUGUUGCUUGAUUUCUGUUUAGCUGGAUGUGUACUUUGUCUUUUUCUUUGUCCUAAGGGCAUAUGUUGUGCAUUCUACUCUGUAUUGCCAAUGCACUAAUUGUUUAUCUGGCACUUUGACUGUGCCAGUGUUGAAUGUUCACUGCUGAUAGUGUGCUACUUUAUAAGUUGCUCUGAAUAAGAGCCUCUGUUAAAUAUCAAAUUGCAAAUUCGAAUUGUAAAUUGGGGUUGGACAGGUUAAUUGGAAUCAACGUGAUAACAUGAAGGGGAACCUUCACACAAGUAAUAUUUAUUAGACAGUAAUAUAACACCUUUUAAAAAAUGUUAGAUAUUGUUUUGGUCAAUUAUAAAGUGUAAUCAUACGGAUGUACCAUUAAGUUAUGAAAGUAUCACAUUUUCAACAAUGAUUUUGAGAGGUGAUUGUACUAUUUGUGUGGUUUGAUCAAUCAUUUCAGAAUUUGUAUCACUAGAUUAAUGUAAAAUCAUCAAAAGCUAAAAACUAAAUUGUAACCAUCUGGUUACAUUAAAACUUGAUAGGUUUGUAUGAAAAAAAGGUGGUAGACCAAUGGUAUAAUUUUGUAAGCCAUCACCAGGUCAUUAUCACCCAUCUCUUGCCUUACCAUGUCCAUUGCCUUAUCCAGCUCAGACAUAUUCUGCAAUAUGUAGUUAAAAGUUUCUCAAAGGAUGAUAGUCCUUGGGGUUGAAAAAAAAGAAGAAAAAAAAGGAAUAGGAUUCUUCUUCAUUGCAUCCAAGCCAUGACUCAAGCAUGUGAUCUAAGAGCAAAUACAGAACAAAGAACCUAUUCAUGGUAAGAAGGAAGAGUGUG